UGAUCACCGAGUGCGGAUCACUGAGAAAGGCCGUGUUUAGCAAUACGUGCAAUAUUAAAGCGAAAAGCAAGUUUUAUGCGAGUUAAUGUCAUAUCCACAUUGAAAGAUGGACAGAGCACAGCUGAUGAAAACUGUUGAAAGCUUGAGAGACCAACUUCGUAUCUCCCGAAUGCCUGUGUCUAUAUGCAGUAACGAGUAAGUCCGUCUAGCCCUUGUCUUGACAUGAUUUAGAUUUGUAAACUUGGAGGUUUAUCACGAGCGACAUCGCCGGAGAACUGUCUAUCAGCACAAAUCGGGCGUCGUUUCGCAGCCAAAAAUUUGUUUCUUCCGCUUCUACAAAAGCCAACUGUAAUAUUUAAACCUAUUGCUAUGCUAAAUCAGUAAUAAGUUCUUUGAAUAUAAGCGAUUGCAGGGCGCGUGAUAAGGCUUCUGUAAGAAACAACACUCGUCUCUGAUCUUCUUGUAAAUCGAAAAAGGCUCGAACGUGCGCCAGAAACCCCAGUUUUAAAAAUCUCUUGAUUCCAAGUUUUGAAGGAUUUUAAUCCCGUUUUAAGAAAAGCAAAUCCGCGAUUUUAAUAGUCGGAAGCCAUACUUUUUUCAUAUUGAUGUGGAUUUUUUUUUGCUAAACUCGCCGCAAAAUGAACUGAAACCAUAAACAAAGCCGUUUACUAGGCAAAGUUUCAUAUAUAAAUGCGAUAAAAGAGAAACACUAGACGCCGCGUUAUUAUUGCUCUGGGAACGUUUUCGGUCUAAAUGCAAAAUAUAAUUGGGAAAAAACGGAGGUUUUUUUAACCUAGAAAUCAUUGUCAGAACUGUAUUUAGAAUGGGCGAAAUUGCAAAUUCUCUUAAUUGUGUCUAGCAUGGAAGCAUCUGCGCAUGGUCUUAGAUCUCCAGAUUACUUUUGUCCUCGAUGUUUGAAGCGCGUUUAAGCAGUAUUUUCCUCAGCUGUUGCGUUUAAGUAAUUUUUUAAUGUAUAGAAUGUCCAAGAAAGCGAUGAAUAGUAAAUUUUACGUUGUUAAAUUUUUAAUUUUCAUUAUUAUCUAACUUAGGCUGAAAGACUACUGUACGCAAAAUGGAACGAAAGACCCACUGAUUCAUCCACCCGAAAGAAGAGAAAAUCCAUUCGCCGAGAAGCAGAAAUGUUCUAUUCUUUGACCGUGAAGAAGCUCAAGCUACAGAGAUGGAGAUAUGGUGUUAUUUCUUUGGUAAAACGAACAUUUUGAGACAAUUUGUUAGAACUGUGAGGCCAUAAAUUUCGCCUAAAUGAGCGGAUAUUAUUAGCUGCUCAUGCAUAAUCAGUGGAGAAUUCAAUUCUGCAGGUCGACAACGAAAUUGUCGCCUAAUAAAAGAAAAUCCGUUGUAAUCGAAACUGAAAAUAAUAAGGCUGUUGGCUAUAUACUCGAUGUCGUCGCAUCGUAAAGAAGUAUGUGGCGAAAGUUGUUUUUCUGCUUUACACUUGAAUAGGUUUUUUCUUUUUUCAACACUGAGCUUUGAAGUUUCGUCAAAAACCUAGUGCCCUAGUGAACACAUUGUGAAUUCAUUAUCUCUCCAGUUUAGGUCUUUCAAGGCCUACCACAUCCGGUGUUUUUCUUGAAUGUAGCAUACCAUGUAGCGAUGCAUCCAUUUACUUGAAAAUUAUGAUGUUCGUAAGCGUUUUAAAGGUUAAAACGUAUUAAAAGAAAUCAUUUUGCAAAUAGGCCAUAAGUAAACUCAUUCUCCUCUAUGUCCGUAAAAUUAAGACAGAGAAUCGAGAUGUUAAAUUAUUUAUUCUUAGCAAUUGUUUUAAGGUUUUCUAUCGGACAAACCAUACUAUUAUACAACAACAAUUAAAACAAGGAAUAAAAUAAAUAGCCGAAAUUUAAUAUAAACGCGUGGCUGUCCAAAUGAUUCAGACUGAAAUUUCACAAUGAAACACUGGCAAAUGUUUUCGAGGCUAAAAUGAAAAACGUUGAAAAAUGUCAGCGAAACACAAUCAAGAAAAGGUC
Porites evermanni is the source of this 1985-nucleotide messenger RNA. The record is from the annotation of a GenBank genome assembly. Lineage: Eukaryota; Metazoa; Cnidaria; Anthozoa; Scleractinia; Poritidae.